Molecule: messenger RNA, 1275 nt
Organism: Orycteropus afer afer
Lineage: Eukaryota; Metazoa; Chordata; Mammalia; Tubulidentata; Orycteropodidae
Gene: PSKH1
Product: protein serine kinase H1
Exons: 2
Coding region: 1-1275 (424 amino acids)
Biological process (GO): protein phosphorylation
Molecular function (GO): ATP binding; protein kinase activity
Source: RefSeq, a predicted model, not a curated record
AUGGGCUGUGGGACAAGCAAAGUCCUUCCUGAGCCGCCCAAGGAUAUUCAGUUGGAUCUGGUCAAGAAGGUGGAACCCUUCAGUGGCACCAAGAGUGAUGUGUACAAGCACUUCAUCACAGAGGUGGACAGUGUUGGCCCUCUCAAAGCUGGGUCCCCGGCAGCCAGUCAGCAUGCACACCCCUGUCCUGGUGCCCCCACUGCCGGCCACACAGAGCCUUCCUCAGAACUACCACGUAGGCCUAAAGUGGCCAAGUACAGGGCCAAGUUUGACCCGCGUGUAACGGCCAAGUAUGACAUCAAGGCCUUAAUUGGCCGAGGCAGCUUCAGUCGGGUGGUACGCGUGGAGCAUCGGGCAACCCGGCAGCCAUACGCCAUCAAGAUGAUUGAAACCAAGUACCGGGAAGGGCGGGAGGUAUGUGAGUCAGAGCUGCGUGUACUGCGGCGGGUGCGUCAUGCUAACAUCAUCCAGUUGGUGGAGGUGUUUGAGACACAGGAGCGUGUGUACAUGGUGAUGGAGCUGGCCACUGGUGGCGAGCUCUUUGACCGCAUCAUUGCCAAGGGUUCCUUCACUGAGCGUGAUGCCACACGGGUACUGCAGAUGGUGCUAGAUGGCGUCCGGUAUCUGCAUGCACUGGGCAUCACACACCGAGACCUCAAGCCUGAGAAUCUGCUCUACUAUCACCCGGGCACAGACUCCAAGAUCAUUAUCACUGACUUUGGCCUGGCCAGUGCCCGCAAGAAGGGUGAUGACUGCCUGAUGAAGACUACCUGCGGCACACCGGAGUAUAUUGCUCCUGAGGUCCUAGUCCGUAAGCCCUACACCAACUCAGUAGACAUGUGGGCACUGGGCGUCAUUGCCUACAUCCUGCUUAGUGGCACGAUGCCAUUUGAGGAUGACAACCGCACCCGGCUGUACCGGCAGAUCCUCAGGGGCAAGUACAGUUACUCGGGGGAGCCCUGGCCCAGCGUCUCCAACCUGGCCAAAGACUUCAUUGAUCGCCUGCUGACUGUGGACCCUGGCGCCCGUAUGACUGCACUGCAGGCCCUGAGGCACCCGUGGGUAGUGAGCAUGGCAGCCUCGUCAUCCAUGAAGAACCUGCACCGCUCUAUCUCCCAGAACCUCCUCAAACGUGCCUCCUCACGCUGUCAGAGCACCAAAUCUGCCCAGUCCACGCGUUCCAGCCGCUCUACGCGCUCUAACAAGUCACGCCGGGUGCGGGAGCGUGAGCUGCGGGAGCUAAACUUACGCUACCAGCAGCAGUACAAUGGCUGA